AUGUACGGGGAUUCUGUGGUACCCGCCCAAAGUCCUAGUCCAAAGCCUCAGUCGCACGAUGCGUCAUCCAACCGUCUGCUGGAGGCCAAACUCCUUCAUCACUAUUACACCAGUACAAGCAAUAGCGUGUCCAGUCCUGAUGAUUACAACCAGUGGCACAACGUAUUUCCCGAGGCAGCCACUGCCCAUGCCUAUGUUCUAGACAGCGUCCUGGCAUUCACAGCGUUGCAUCUUGCGUAUCUAGAACCCAACAGCCGGCAGACCUGGCUGGGAAUCGGCUCGCAUUACAACAACAAGGCUUGUUCGGAGUUCAGGAAGGUUGUGGGACACGUCUCUACUUCCACUCUGUGGCCGGCUUUGGUAUGCUCGAUCUAUAUUGCCCUGUUUGCGAUCGCGCGCAUUGCGCUUGUCGGCCAUAAGAUACAAUCGAGCCAUCUGGCCGAUGUCCUUCAGACAAGGACACUGCUGCAAGGGUGUCUCUUUUUCCAUGAUGCCAUGGAGAGCCUGAAUAUUCGGUCGGGUAUAAUGACGGAAUCACAACUCAGUCGGGACAUCCCUCGGCGCGACGAUCGUCCUCUACCCGUGAUCCCAGGGCCAACUAUCUGUCGGAUGGCUGCUUUGGUACUGGAGAAGCUCCAAACAGAACCAGUUCAACCCCGAUUUGAGGUCUGCAGGGUAGCAUGCCAGACGUUGAUGGAUGGUAUGGAUAGCAAAUAUACAGUCGAGACUCAGGGUCGGAAUGUGUUCCUGUGGCCGUUGUCAUUGAACGAUUCAUUCAUGGGGUUGCUCCAGGCCAAGGAAUUCCCGGCACGUCUGGUGUUUUCGCUGUAUGCUCUGGGUCUGCACUUCUUUAAGGGAUUCUGGUAUAUUGGCGACGCCGGAUACCGACUGGGCAGGGAGCUACUGCCUUUAUCAGAGCCGGUGUCCGAGUACUGGGUUGACGUGACGGCGUCGAUCAGGGCGGAGUUCGAGGUUGAUCGGGCUGUUCAGUUCUAA
This is a messenger RNA of Aspergillus melleus, 996 nucleotides long. RefSeq lists its product as uncharacterized. Bases 1 to 996 code for a protein of 331 amino acids. The record is from RefSeq and is a predicted model, not a curated record. The transcript has 2 exons. Gene Ontology annotation, molecular function: DNA-binding transcription activator activity, RNA polymerase II-specific. Lineage: Eukaryota; Fungi; Ascomycota; Eurotiomycetes; Eurotiales; Aspergillaceae. Gene Ontology annotation, biological process: regulation of transcription by RNA polymerase II.